AUGCCAGCUCCGAUCAGACUGCGGGAGCUCAUCCGGACCAUCCGGACAGCUCGGACCCAGGCAGAGGAACGGGAAAUGAUCCAGAAAGAAUGUGCUGCUAUUAGAUCAUCCUUCAGAGAAGAAGACAACACAUACCGCUGUAGAAAUGUUGCUAAGCUACUCUAUAUGCACAUGCUGGGGUACCCAGCACACUUUGGACAGUUGGAGUGCCUGAAAUUGAUUGCAUCGCAGAAGUUUACAGACAAGCGAAUAGGGUACUUGGGAGCCAUGUUACUACUGGAUGAGAGACAAGAUGUCCAUCUAUUAAUGACAAAUUGCAUUAAAAAUGAUCUGAACCACAGCACACAGUAUGUCCAGGGGUUGGCAUUGUGUACUCUAGGUUGCAUGGGCUCAUCAGAAAUGUGCAGAGAUCUAGCAGGAGAAGUGGAAAAGCUACUCAAAACAUCAAAUUCCUACCUGAGAAAAAAGGUACCUUUUAUUUGCAUUAGUGUUCUCCAUACAUCAGUAGUUCUUCUCACCGAAAUGUGUGAAAGAAGCCCAGAUAUGCUAGCACAUUUCCGAAAAAAUGAGAAGCUUGUUCCACAGCUCGUUCGAAUCCUUAAGAAUCUCAUCAUGUCCGGUUAUUCCCCAGAACAUGACGUAUCUGGGAUCAGUGAUCCAUUUCUACAGGUGCGGAUUUUGAGAUUACUCCGGAUUCUAGGAAGGAAUGAUGAUGAUUCCAGUGAAGCUAUGAAUGACAUUCUUGCACAAGUUGCAACAAACACAGAGACCAGUAAAAAUGUAGGCAAUGCAAUUCUUUAUGAAACAGUUCUAACAAUAAUGGAUAUCAAAUCUGAAAGUGGGUUAAGGGUUUUAGCAAUUAACAUCCUGGGACGCUUUCUUCUAAAUAAUGACAAAAAUAUUAGAUAUGUGGCAUUGACAUCACUACUGAAGACGGUACAAACAGACCACAAUGCUGUACAGAGGCAUCGGAGUACCAUUGUGGAUUGUUUAAAGGAUUUAGAUGUGUCUAUAAAGCGACGUGCAAUGGAGCUCAGUUUUGCUCUGGUUAACGGGAACAACAUUCGUGGAAUGAUGAAGGAAUUGCUGUACUUCCUGGACUCUUGUGAUCCAGAAUUCAAAGCAGACUGUGCUUCAGGAAUUUUUCUUGCUGCAGAGAAGUAUGCACCCUCAAAAAGAUGGCACAUUGACACUAUUAUGAGAGUUCUUACUACGGCUGGAAGCUAUGUAAGGGAUGAUGCAGUGCCUAACUUGAUUCAGCUCAUCACAAAUAGUGUGGAGAUGCAUGCCUACACCGUGCAGAGGCUUUACAAAGCACUGUUGGAAGACAUUUCACAGCAACCUCUUGUGCAAGUGGCCUCCUGGUGUAUAGGGGAAUAUGGAGAUCUGCUUGUUUCAGGACAGUGUGAAGAAGAGGAACCCAUUCAAGUUACGGAAGACGAAGUUCUUGAUGUUUUAGAAGGUCUCUUGGUAUCUAAUUUGUCGGCACCUGUGACCAGAGGUUAUUCUCUCACUGCCAUCAUGAAGCUAUCUACUAGGUUCACCAGCAGUGUGAACCGAAUCAAGAAAGUUGUGUCAAUAUAUGGAAGCAGCAUAGAUGUGGAGCUGCAACAACGGGCAGUAGAAUAUAAUGCACUUUUCAAGAAAUAUGAUCACAUGAGGUCGGCCUUACUGGAACGCAUGCCCAUUAUGGAGAAGACAGCAACCAAUGGCCCAACAGAGAUUUUGCAGACAAACGGAGAGGCAGAGCCUUCUGUACUAGACCUGAAGCACACAACUAGCGUCACACAGUCAAGCAGCCAGGCUAAUGAUUUAUUGGACCUCCUUGGAGGGAGUGACGUAGUGCCUGUGAUCCAGACUGUUCCACCCCCAAAGCCUGCCUCAGCUGGUGGUGAAUUACUGGAUCUUUUGGGUGAUCUCUCUCUAUCAGGUGGUCCAGCCCCUGCACCUGUCCCUCCCAUCUCCAUGUCCCAGCCUCCCUUCUUACUGGAUGGGCUAUCAUCACAACCACUUUUUAAUGACAUUGCUGCAGGUAUUCCUCCCAUGACAGCAUACAAUAAAAAUGGGCUGAAGAUAGAAUUCACAUUUGAAAGGUCCAACACAAAUCCAAAUAUAGCAGUUAUUACUAUACACGCCUCCAACUCCACUGAGGCAGACAUGACAGAUUUUGUAUUUCAGGCUGCAGUACCAAAGACGUUCCAGCUGCAGCUCCUCUCUCCUAGCAGUAAUAUAGUCCCUCCACUGAACACAGGAACAGUCACACAGGUCAUCAAAGUACUCAAUCCACAGAAGCAACAACUGCGAAUGAGGAUCAAGCUGACUUACACCCAUAAAGGGUCUUCUGUCCAAGACCUGGCAGAGGUCAACAACUUCCCCCCCCAGACUUGGCAGUGAUGACACGCCUCUCUGCUCUUUAGGCCCUUCCAGGGGAAUUCUGGGAAGCUUCCCCAACUGAUCCCUCGUAACAUCACUGCAGACUGCUACCCUGGGGUUGCGCAGGGAACCAAUGGAAUCUUUUGGACACAAAAUGCUGAUGAUGAUAGCGACGAAAAUGUCUGAAAACAUAUCCAUUACUAACUUUUAAAUUGGUUUCACCUCAGUCUCUGACGAUGUCUGCUUGCAAUAGCCACUACUUCCAUUGCCUUUCUGUUCACACGCACACAAAACUCUUCUUCUGGUACUUCCCCUUGGGUUUCAGCUCUGCCUCCUUUUUGCCCUUUUGGAAAAUUCACUCCUCUUAAAGGUGCACCAUAGGUGGAAGGUGUUUUUCAAUGUGAGCAGUUGUCCAGGUUAAUUUUUAUGUUUUUAUCUGAAUCUGUAAUUGUAAGCUGUUGGGGAUAUUUUGAAACAUUCAUUUGUUUUGCAUUUUUUACAGCUCUACAUGAAAUGCAACUUAAAGUAUAAGAAGUUUGCACUUUAAUCAGCUCUGUUAUCUGUGCACCAUACAGAAUUAAGAAAGUACAAUGUAUGAUUGGGCUCCAAAAAAUAAAUAUAUGGAGUGUAGUGAUAUUUCAUCAUUUUCCAGUUUGGUGUCUAAACAAAUUAACUUAUUUUCUAUAAUAAAGGUUACCAGCUAUAUGGUCCCAAUACUUGGUGUUUCAUAUUAAGUCUGAUUGCUCUAGAAUCCAACAACUAAAUUGUUCUUCUGUUAAUUUUGCUGACUGACUGUGAAGCUUGUCUUGAGGUUGCCAGUCUAAAGUAUUUUCAGGAUGAAGAUUUUUUAGGGAUGUCUUUGAGGUUCAAGAGCUGUUUGUUGGAAGAGUAUCAUCAUUUGAGCUAUUGUGGUAUUUAAAUCUUAAGGAAGGAGGAAUGUGAAUGUUACAUCAGUUUUUGUUGGGUAAAACAGGGUGGGAAAGCCUGUAGGAUAACCAGAAGCAGAUUUAAGAGGGAGCCAAAAAAAUGAAAUAUGAGAGAAGCAGUUAUCAAAUUGUAACAUUUUUUUGUUCUUUCCGUCAUGCAUUGCAAGAAGCAAACCUAAUGUUUUUGUGACACGAUUGUGUGUAAUGCAGUGGGUUAUCAUGAUUAAGGUAUUGCAAUCACUUUAUCCAAUCAGUCAGAUCAUUUUUUAAAUACUCAUAAUUCACAAGAAUGAUACAUUGGUAAGAUAUAUUUUAAAAAGCCACAUCCCCAUUAACGCAAUUUUCCACCUUAUAAACCCUAUUUAACAUCACAUUUUGCUUCCCUUUGGUUUUCUAUGACUAAUAAUGAAAAAUAUUUUUUUUUCCAAAGUUAAUUUUUUCUUUGAAGGAUAAGACUUUCUCAGAUUACACAUGAAAAGCUUGACUGCUUUGCCCAGUGAUUUGCCACGUUAUGUAUUUUUAGUUGAUAGAGGGGAGGAGCAAGGCAGUAAAGUUAUUGCUAAGGUUUGAGCGGUUUAAAGGUGCUUUUACUGUUCAUUGCAGUGAUCUUAAAGGCUUUUUUAUGUUCAAUUGUUUUUCUUUGCAGAAUGUACAUUGGGCCUCAUAAUGAAUCUUUAUCUUCCAUUCUAUUCUAAAACAGAAUGGAAGAUCAAGAUUCUCCUGACUCAUGUUAAUAAGUAUGUUCACAAAUACACCAGUAUGCAGUUUAACAGCAACGACUAAGGUUUGUUUUUGUCUUCAUCCAGAAAGUCUUAAUUUUUUCUGUAUUCGCAUAGCCAUUGACUUAAUGUUUGUACAUAUAGAUGGGAAAUAAUUUUGAAUGUAAUGCUAUGCACGUAGUACUGUUUCUUCUGUUUUUAUGUGUUUACUUUUUGUCAUUGUGGCUUGUGAUUUUAAAAUUUUCUAAAAGGAAGCCUUUUGUUUCAGCACUUUUUCAUGUACCCUUCCAAUAGCAUAGUUGUUUGAGAACUUUUGUUUCGUCUUGUCAAACGUCACUGAGGACAAGACAUGUCCUGCAAAUAAUGCCUGAUAUCAAAGCAAUGUGCCUUUUUAUAUCAAAGAUUUGACCAAUCUUUCCCUGCUUUCCGUAAAUCUAGAUAUGUAAUACCUUGGUUAUAUGUACAUGUCUAAAAUUUCUGCCUUUGAGGGACUGAAAAGAUAACUUAAGUAAUUGCUGUUGAGUACAGAUUUUGAGGUAACUCCUAUCAGUUUAGUUAGCUUAGGAACAAUGCUGGGAAGUUGAAGGAUUUAUCAACUCACAGUAGGAGAUAAAUUCAAUAUUUACCGGUUAAAAGUGAUUUUUUUAAAAAAGCUGACUUUUAUGACUGAAAGUGAAACCUGAUUUUAAAUGGUGGAUAUGUUGUCCCUUUUUGGUACAUUAGGUUCCAAGGUACAUGUAGUGCUCCAAAUUGCAAUGUGUUUUCUUAGCUCUUGCAAACAAACAUCAUCAACUAAAUACCUCACAUGUUUUUUUGGGGCUUCUGUUUAAGAAUUGUAAGGCAUACCUUGAUUAUGACGAGCAUAACAGGACCAUGAAACAACUUUUGGGAUGUCGGGGGGCAUUCAUUUACAUAAGUUGAAUACUAUUGAUUGUGCUACUGAGUUUUUCUGUUACACUGUUUGUGAAGCUACCAGCAUUGAUUUAUUGUGUAGAAAUAUUUUGCUUUUGCAUUAUUGUUCUAUAUUAACUGCUAACUUUUCGUGACCAAAUCAAAUAAGAUCUAGCUUUUGAAAAUAAAAUCUUCUGUAGCAAUGCCAUGUGUAUAUGGAACAAGAGAUGUAUGACGUGCUUUUAGGGAUUAUUUUUAGACUGAACAACUUAAUGCAAUCAAGGCUUUUCUGUAUAUAUUGAUCACCUCAAUUGCCCACCACCCCUUUUCAGAUCAGUUUUCUAAAGAUCAGUUUUAUUCUGUCAACAUACACGUGUAGUGUAUUGUUUGAAAUGGACUAAAAUAAAUCUAGUUAUUUACGUAAUAGUCAAAUUGUUUGGCUUUCCCUGUUUUCAUGUACAUUACAAAACAAUAUAGCAUCUGCUGCCUGUAUAUUGUAUAUAAUUGUAAAAAUGCUAAAAUAUCCAAUUCAAGACCCACUUAUGAAUAGCUAGGAAGAAAUUAAUUAUAUACAGAUAUUUAAUAAACCUUAGAAGGAUAGUUACUAAUUUACUCCUUUUCAUUGAAUUUUUGAAGACUUUGUUCAGUUUGGGGUUAUGUAAUGGAUAAACCUUAUUUUUCCUUUUUUAAGGACAGACUGAAAUCUUUCAACAAAUUAGUCAUUUUAGAUGUUUGUAAAUUUUUAUCUGGCUAAAAUUAAAACAGUUACUUAGCCAUUUCUUUUCAAAGAUAUGUAAUUUGAUAAAGAUGUUUCUGUUUGCUGCUGGAUGAGAUUUUGUGGGAUUUUUGAGGUAAAAGUCCAAAAAAUAUACUACUGAGUAACACUGUACAAUAACACCAGAAACAACAAUGUAUUUGUUUUGAUGAACUUCUUAAUCUGUUUAUAUCCUCUUCAAUGGGAGUGGGCCCCUUGCCAAAAUGCAAUAAGCUUUCUUCUGGAUUGAGCUAUAUCUUAUUGCUUCUUCACUUGAUACAAUCAAACCCAGUGGCUGGUUUAAAGACAGCCUAAAUGUGGCCUUCCAUUGCUUCAUGUAGAUGAUGUACAUCAAGCCUAACUAGAUGUUCUGUCUUGCACUGCUAUGAUACGUAUGUAGCUGGGAUGGUCUUCUAUUCCCUCUCACCUUGUUCUUUUUUUGCCAUUGCAUCUGAUUCUGUUAUGAUUGUACGUGAAAGAGAAAUGGUCACAUUUACAGAAAAGAAAAGUCUGAAGGCUGCCCACUUCCCUUACCUGCUUGAGUCAACAGAUAAUACAAGAGGUAUGGUGGAAAGUAGUUUUUUUACAUUUACUGUAGUUGGAAAUUAAGUCAGAUCGGCUUUGGAUGGUCAGUUUUGACACACCUGUGCAUACAACUAAAGGCUUCAAGUUCAAAACUAGAGUGUUAAAAACAGACGUGUUUAUCAAAACUUAAGGAUUGAUGGACCUGAAUAGCAGGCUGCGGCUGUGGCAAGGGGCUUGCUACUCUUGUGCUUUCUGAUGCCAAUUGGGGUCUCUUUGCUCUAUGUCCUGGCAGUUUGUCAUUUGUAGUCUUUGUUAUUAUCUAGCAUUUCUUUUUUUAAUCACAUUCUGCUGUGCAGCCGUCCUUUAGAAAAACAGUAACUUUUCUUUCCAUUUUAUAACACAAAAGCUGUAGUAGAAUAUUCACAUUUUCUGUACUGGCAGCACUUGACCACAUGGGAGUGCUGUUAGACACUGGGGAGUUGCAGCAAAGAACAAAAUUGGACUGUUUCUCAUUGUGUCCAGUGUUUUUUAUUUUAUAUUCACCAGUGUAUUUUUAGUUUAAAGGGUGCAGUGUUACCCCAUCGUUUAAAUUCUUAAAUUCGCCUGUAAGAACAUUGUAUGCUUUUAAGUGUUGAAAGAACUGGCAGAUUAGGGCACUGCGGAAUUGAAACAAAUCCCUGGGAAGUGUAUGAACAGCAAAUGGACCUUUUUAAAUCCACUAAUAUAAAUUGUUGAUAUAUGUUUGCCUAUACAUGGUUGUCUUACUUCACUCCAUACAAGGUAAGACACAUCGGUCGCAGUGGUUGCAAUCUUCAGCUUCAGAGCUGCAUGUGCAAAACAGUGUAAAUACUCUCAUUUCUACUCUUGAUGUAUCUUUUUAAAAUGCAAAGAAAAUGUUCAACAUACCUCUUUGCUGAACAUGGAAAAUUAAAAAAAAGUUUAAAUAUCUGUCAUUUAAAAAAAAAGUCAUAGCUUUGGGGAUAAAAUGAAAGUGAGCAUUCACACCAUUCCAUUUGAUGUGAUUGUUUUUCACUAUUAUGUUGGUUGAUACACAUGUUGUGCUUGUGUGGGAAAGGAGGAGGGAGUCAGGAAUCCAGUUUCCUUCCCUUUUCUUCUCAUAGAAAUAAAGUCAUUUAGUUGGCGAGUCUUCGUAUGAAGUUCCCCUUUAUGAAUCUCUGGUAAAGUACCACAUAAAAUCUGAUUGGUAAGAAAGGAUUGUUGAGUUUGAGUCCAUUGUCCUGAAACCUGGAAGGGAAUGCAAGGCUGAAAUUAUAAGGCUGUAAACAAUUUCAUGGGACAUUUUAGAAUUCUGCUGUGUAUUACUGUCUUUGGGUUGGAAAAAUUAUGAUCAGUGACUAAUAAAAAUUCAAAAAACGUCCAUAGAAA
This is a messenger RNA of Lepisosteus oculatus (spotted gar), 7574 nucleotides long. The record is from RefSeq and is a predicted model, not a curated record. NCBI's taxonomy places the organism in Eukaryota, Metazoa, Chordata, Actinopteri, Semionotiformes, Lepisosteidae.